CUAACCUGAAUAGUCGUCAACUUUAACGCUUAAUAUCUCGGUUUGUGAAGCAGAGCGACGCUUAUUUCUGUCAGAUUCUUUCGUUUCGUGCAAAAACGCGUCGAAUAAACCUAAUUUCAUCGAUUUUUGAGCUGAGUUUUAAUCUUGUCUAACGGUUAAAUCGGUUCGCUGUCUUUGAUCUAAUGGGUAAGCCGAGAGAUGUAAGUACGGAAGAGGAGAUAAAUUUAGAUACGAAUGAUGUCUCACCGCAGAAAAGACACAAGAAACAUAAACAUAAAAAGCACAAGAAAAAAAAACUCAUGCACGAUGACUGUGAUGCCUUUGUAGAAAUCUCAACCGACGCUGAUCAGAAGAAAAGCUUUCGAAUAAAAAUGAAAAAAGAAGAUGAACGGAAUUUGGAUAAACGUGAAAAAAUAUUAAAAACAUGUGGUUUAAACGCAGCUGCAAUAAGUACUGCACCUUCUCCAAAAGCAACCGCAAAAAAAAAAAUUCUAAAAGGUAACAAAGGUAAAGACAGUGGAACUAGCAGCGAAGAAGAAAGGUGGUUAGAUGCUAUUGAAUCUGGUAAACUGGAAGAGGUUGAUGACGAAUUGAAAAAAAUUAAGCCAAAAGAUCCCAAGUUAAUGACAGCACGACAGAGAGCAAUGUUUGAAAGAAAGACUGAUACAGAACCAAAUCCAGGUGUCGAACAACUCAUGUCGUUACCUACUGGUUACAAAGAAAAAGUCAUGACUGCCGAAGCUAUUCAGAAGGCUGCUCUAAAGUCUCUAAAACGGAAACAACUUGCUGAUGAAAAGAGAGAAAAGGAUAAGAAAAAGACAAUGGAAAGAUUGCUUAAGAAGCAAGAAUCUAAAGCAUCCAAAGUUAUCAGUAAGGGAAGAUUAUCUAAACGACAAGUACCAUUAGUGACGUAUCGCUUAACGUUUGAAGGAAGUUCUAUAUCUUUACCUCCUGGUGAAAAUUUUCCACUUUCUUCCACCAAAGAGAGAAGUCCGCCAAAACAAAUCCUUUGCGGGGUAAAACAAUGUAAAAAUCCCAAAAGAUAUUCGUGUUCGAAAACGGGAAUACCAUUGUGUAGUUUACAAUGUUAUAAAGCCAAUCUUCUUUUAACUAGGUAAACACAAACAUUUCCAGAAAUUCUAAAAUUUAGUCUAGUUGUGUACACACACACACACACACACACACACACACACACACACACACACACACACACUUGU
Cyphomyrmex costatus is the source of this 1217-nucleotide messenger RNA. Its product is annotated as INO80 complex subunit B. The transcript is spliced from 7 exons. Gene Ontology annotation, biological process: chromatin remodeling. Gene Ontology annotation, cellular component: Ino80 complex. The record is from RefSeq and is a predicted model, not a curated record. The coding region runs from base 183 to 1118 and encodes 311 amino acids. NCBI's taxonomy places the organism in Eukaryota, Metazoa, Arthropoda, Insecta, Hymenoptera, Formicidae.